UAGGUUAUAUGUCAAAUAGCGGCGUUUGUUUUGUUUGCGUCGUUUAAUAUUUUAGAAUUGUAAAAAAUAUAAAAUAAUACAGAAUGGACGGCGAUUUAUAUGACGAAUUUGGGAAUUACAUUGGGCCAGACCUUGAAUCCGAUUCUGAUGACGAACAGAGUGUUUAUGGACAAGAUAAUCGCGAUGCUGAUGAAGAUGCUAUGGAGGAAGACGAAGAUGCAGACGCAGAACCUGAAGUUGCCCCAAUGUCUGUUGUUCUACAUGAAGAUAAACGAUAUUACCCACAAGCGGUUGAAGUGUAUGGACCAGAUGUAGAAACUGUUGUUCAAGAGGAAGAUACUCAAGCAUUAGACAAACCGCUCAUAGAGCAAAUUAAGCACAAGAAAUUCCAGAUGCAAGAGCAGCAUCUGCCCGAAACCACAUAUGAUAUGGAGUAUUUAGCAGAUAUGCUUGAUAAUACAAAUUUAAUAAGAAAUGUAACCCUUAUGGGACAUUUACAUAAUGGCAAAACCUCCUUUGUGGAUUGUCUAAUUCGUCAGACUCACCCUAGUACAAUCAACAAUGAGACAACGAUACCUAUGCGGUACACAGACACACUGUUUGUAGAGCAAGAGCGUGGGGUGUCUAUCAAAUCUAUGCCUGUUACAUUGCUUUUAAAAGAUAUUAAGGGCAAAUCUCACUUACUAAACAUUAUGGAUACUCCAGGUCAUGUUAAUUUCAGUGAUGAGGUCACAGCUGCUCUAAGAAUAUCAGAUGGUGCUGUACUGUUUGUUGAUGCUGCUGAAGGGAUAAUGCUUAACACAGAACGCCUCCUUCGUCACGCAAUUCAGGAACGAGUUCCUCUCACUUUAUGUAUAAAUAAGAUUGAUCGGCUCGUAUUAGAGCUGAAGCUGCCUCCCGCGGAUGCUUAUUACAAAUUACGUCAUAUAAUUGAUGAGGUAAAUGCAAUGGUUGAAACCAACCAACCGCAAGACAAUCCUGACGAGCCGGCGAUAAUUUUCUCGCCAUUAUUAGGCAAUGUAUGUUUUGCGUCUUCGUUGUAUGACGUGUGCUUCACUUUGGAAUCAUUCGCUGCGAUGUACGCCAACGCUCACGACUGCGGCUUGCGAGCGUCCGACAUGGCGGCGUGGCUGUGGGGAGACGUGUACUUCAAUGCUAAGACCAGACGAUUCACUAAGAAACAGCCCCAUGCUUCCGCACAGAGAAGCUUCGUGGAAUUCAUUUUGGAACCGCUGUACAAAAUUUUUGCACAGGUGGUCGGCGACGUCGAUGACACUCUGCCGGCCGUACUGGACGAGCUGGGCAUCAAACUCACCAAGCUGGAAUCGAAGCUCAAUGUGCGGCCGCUGUUGCGCCUCGUCUGCAGUCGGUUCUUCGGAGAUUUCUGCGGGUUCGUGGACAUGUGCGUGCGGCACGUGCCGUCCCCGCUGGGCGCGGCGCCGCGCAAGGUGGCGCACGCGUACCGCGGCGCGGCCGGCGCGCUGCACGCCGACAUGGCGCGCUGCGACCAGGCCGGCCGCCUCGUGGCGCACACCACCAAGAUGUACCCCACCGACGACUGCACCUUCUUCCUGGUGCUGGCGCGCAUCAUGUCGGGCACGCUGUACGCGGGGCAGAGCGUGCGCGUGCUGGGGGAGAACUACAGCACGCAGGACGAGGAGGACUCGCGCAUCAUGAACGUGGGCCGCCUGUGGAUAUACGAGGCGCGCUACAAGGUGGAAUUAAAUCGUGUGCCCGCUGGUUGCUGGGCCCUCAUAGAGGGCAUAGACCAGCCGAUAGUGAAGACGUGCACCCUGGUGUCGGCUGAUGAAGACGAGGAACUACACACGUUCAAACCUCUCCGCUUCAAUACACAGGCAGUUGUAAAAAUUGCCGUCGAACCUGUUAACCCUUCUGAGCUUCCAAAAAUGUUGGACGGUCUGAGGAAGGUAAACAAGUCGUACCCGGUGCUGUCGACGCGCGUGGAGGAGAGCGGGGAGCACGUGGUGCUCGGCACCGGGGAGCUCUACCUCGACUGCGUCAUGCACGACCUGAGGAACAUGUACUCCGAAAUUGAUAUCAAAGUGGCGGACCCGGUGGUGUCGUUCUGCGAGACGGUGGUGGAGACGUCGUCGCUGAAGUGCUUCGCGGAGACGCCCAACAAGCGCAACAAGCUGACCAUGAUCGCCGAGCCGCUGGAGCGCGGCCUGGCCGAGGACAUCGAGGCGGGCGCCGUCUGCGUGGCGUGGGACCGCCGCCGCCUCGGGGAGUUCUUCCAGACCAAAUACGAUUGGGACUUGUUAGCGGCGCGUUCAAUCUGGGCGUUCGGUCCCGACGCGACGGGUCCAAACAUCCUCGUGGACGACACCCUGCCUUCUGAAGUCGACAAACAUCUGUUGGCCUCUGUCAAAGAUAGUAUUGUACAAGGUUUCCAAUGGGGCACCAGAGAGGGUCCGCUGUGCGAGGAGCCAAUCCGCAACGUCAAGUUCAAGAUAUUGGACGCCGUCAUCGCUCAGGAGCCGCUGCACCGCGGCGGCGGACAGAUCAUACCCACUGCGAGACGUGUAGCGUAUUCAGCAUUCCUGAUGGCCACUCCACGUCUGAUGGAGCCAUAUCUCUUUGUCGAAGUACAGGCUCCCGCCGACUGCGUCUCCGCAGUCUACACCGUGCUAGCCAAACGUAGAGGUCACGUAACUCAAGACGCACCGGUGCCAGGUUCUCCACUGUACACCAUCAAGGCGUUCGUACCCGCAAUAGAUUCGUUCGGCUUCGAGACGGACUUACGUACACACACGCAGGGUCAGGCCUUUUGCCUGCAGGUGUUCCACCAUUGGCAGAUAGUUCCCGGCGAUCCUCUCGACAAGAGCAUCGUUAUUAGACCACUAGAGCCACAGCCCGCAACGCAUUUGGCGCGAGAGUUUAUGAUUAAGACUCGAAGACGGAAAGGUCUAAGUGAGGAUGUGUCCAUCAACAAGUUCUUCGACGAUCCCAUGUUGUUGGAGCUCGCCAGACAGGAUGUACAAUUUAAUUGAAAUAAAUAUAUUUUCUCUA
This is a messenger RNA of Vanessa atalanta (red admiral), 3030 nucleotides long. RefSeq names its product 116 kDa U5 small nuclear ribonucleoprotein component. Gene Ontology annotation, cellular component: cytosol; U2-type catalytic step 2 spliceosome; U4/U6 x U5 tri-snRNP complex. Gene Ontology annotation, biological process: mRNA splicing, via spliceosome. Bases 84 to 3011 code for a protein of 975 amino acids. The record is from RefSeq and is a predicted model, not a curated record. The transcript has 16 exons. Gene Ontology annotation, molecular function: GTPase activity; translation elongation factor activity; GTP binding. NCBI's taxonomy places the organism in Eukaryota, Metazoa, Arthropoda, Insecta, Lepidoptera, Nymphalidae.